CAAUAACAUUCUCUACGUCAGCCCGAGCCCCCUUUGGCGGGUGCCUAUUAAUAUAAUCAAAACAACAAUGCAAACGAUUUAUUAAUAAUCCAAGUCGGGCGAGUCUGAGCUCAGAUCGCCGCCUUCGACCGGAGCUGUAGAUCAGUGAGCCGCAAGGCAUCGAAUAGAACGCACGGAGUCGGAAAGCAAGGUCUGGAAAUGAGUUUUAGCCUGCGUGUCUCGACGCCCGUCCGCCCCCUGGUGGACCUAGCCUUGAUGGGACUGCUCCUGGUUAUCGUAGAGAACUUUGCAAGGAUCUGGGGACCGCCAACUAGCAGAGGCUUUUUUUGCGAUGACCAGACCCUUAUGUACCCGUACAAUGAAAACACCAUCAGCUCCUCGCUACUGCACCUGCUAGGACUGUACCUGCCCCUGCUUAGCUUAUUCCUGGUUGAAAGCCUUCUUUGCCGAAGCAAAGGAGCCAGCAGUUGGAGUCACUAUUGGCCUGUGUACAACGUGGUCCGAUGGUUCCUAUACGGCUACGUGUUCAAUGACCUUCUCAAGAGCAUCGGAAAGCAAACGAUCGGCCGACUACGUCCGCACUUCUUUGCCGCGUGCAGGCCAGUAUUUCCAGAUGGCACCACCUGUGCGGAUGUGGGCCGACAAGGUGUAAGCGAGUACCAUGAGGACUACGUCUGCCAGCCCCAGAUUUCGGGUGCCAGCCAGGAGGUGCUUAAGGACAUGCUGGUGUCCUUCCCCAGCGGGCACUCUGCAAUGGCGUUCUACGGCCUGGUCUUUGUGGCGCUGCACAUCCGUAGGCGCCGCUGGCCGUUGGAAGGCUCCCUGCUAGGCCCCGUGAUACAGCUAGUCUGUGUCGCCGUGGCCUGGUUCGUCGCACUAAGCCGGGUCAUGGACUACAAGCACCACUGGUCGGAUGUUGCGGCCGGAUCUCUGCUGGGGGUUGUAGCUGCCUUCUUGGCUGUUCGCGCGGCAUCCAUAGAGGAAAGUCAAAGGAUGUCCCCGGAUGCACCUGCAACACUGGCGGGUCCGGCGGAAACGAAGAACUCGGAGGAGUCCCGGGCUUACCCGGUGCACCCUGACUUAGGUCUGGUCACUUGCCAGAGCUCUAAUUAGAUAGGUGUGGCGCCAGAGCCUCGCCUCAUGUAGCUUUAGGUUGACAAUAAAGUUAGACAUCGCAA
Drosophila bipectinata is the source of this 1178-nucleotide messenger RNA. Its product is annotated as putative phosphatidate phosphatase. Gene Ontology annotation, cellular component: plasma membrane. Gene Ontology annotation, molecular function: phosphatidate phosphatase activity. The record is from RefSeq and is a predicted model, not a curated record. NCBI's taxonomy places the organism in Eukaryota, Metazoa, Arthropoda, Insecta, Diptera, Drosophilidae. Gene Ontology annotation, biological process: phospholipid metabolic process; phospholipid dephosphorylation; signal transduction.